This is a messenger RNA of Podarcis raffonei (Aeolian wall lizard), 966 nucleotides long. RefSeq names its product olfactory receptor 6C4-like. Gene Ontology annotation, biological process: G protein-coupled receptor signaling pathway. Gene Ontology annotation, cellular component: membrane. The record is from RefSeq and is a predicted model, not a curated record. The transcript has a single exon. Lineage: Eukaryota; Metazoa; Chordata; Lepidosauria; Squamata; Lacertidae. Gene Ontology annotation, molecular function: olfactory receptor activity; G protein-coupled receptor activity. Bases 1 to 966 code for a protein of 321 amino acids.
AUGAAGUUGGAAAACCAGUCAGGGAUUGAGGAAUUCAUCCUCCUGGGAUUUGGGGAAUUCUACGAAGUGCAGACACUUCUCUUCCUGACAUUUCUAGUAAUUUAUGUUGUGAUGAUGGCUGGAAACACUCUCAUUGUUGUCCUUAUUGUUUUUGAUCAGCAUCUUCAUACACCGAUGUAUUUCUUCCUGGGGAACCUCUCCUUCUUGGAGGCUUGCUAUAGUUCCAAUGUAUUUCCACGGAUGCUUUCGUCUCUCUCCACCGGAGAUGGAAGACUUUCUGUCACCAGCUGUUUUAUGCAGUGGUAUCUCUGUGGUUCCUUGAUUGCUGCAGAAUGCUAUUUACUUUGUGUGAUGUCUUAUGAUAGGUAUCUAGCAAUCUGUAAACCACUGCAUUAUUUUACAACCAUGAACACCUGGACUUGCAUCCAAUUAGCAGUUGCAUCUUGGAUCAAUGGAUUUAUAGCUUUCCUGAUAUUACUCAGUCUGAUGUUGCAAUUAACGUUUUGUGGCCCCAAUGAAAUUAAUCAUUACUUUUGUGACUACUUCCCACUCCUUAAGCUCUCUUGCAGUGACACCAGCUUGAUGCAAAUGUUGGGUUUCAUUGUGGCUAUUAUAUUCACACUCCCUCCUUUUCUUUUAACUUUAACAUCUUAUGUAUAUAUAAUUGUUGCCAUCUUGAAAAUCCCUUCCACCACAGGGAGGCAAAAGGCCUUUUCCACCUGCUCCUCUCACUUGAUUGUGGUUUCGAUCUUUUAUGGUUCACUAAUGAUUGUGUAUAUGCUACCAAAGGGGGAAGGCAACGGAGAGAUGCAAAAAUUUUCCUCUCUCUUGUAUUUAGUUUUGCCCCCUCUGGCCAACCCAUUUAUAUACAGCCUGAGAAACAAAGAAGUAAAAAAUGCCUUGAGAAAUAAUAUUGGUAGCAUAGUAUCAUGCAAAGCAAUUGCUAAGAAGCUUGUGAAUGUGUAA